AUGGCGUUGCGCUCCCCCGCAUGGCGUUGCGCUCCCCCGCAUGGCGUUGCGCUCCCCCGCAUGGCGUUGCUCUCCCCCGCAUGGCGUUGCGCUCCCCCGCAUGGCGUUGCGCUCCCCCGCAUGGCGUUGCUCUCCCCCGCAUGGCGUUGCUCUCCCCCGCAUGGCGUUGCUCUCCCCCUCGCAUGCGCGGAGGUGGCGCGGCUAGCGGGGGAAGUGGCGGCGCUGAAGAAGGAGAUGGCCGUCAAAGUGAAGCACUACGAGAACAAGCUGCUCACCCACUCCGUCAUCAACGGCGCCCUUCAGGCGGAGAACGAGCGCCUUAAGGAGGACCUGCAGAGAGCGCUGGAGGGCGCACAGGGGGGCGGGGGAGGGGGAGGGGGCGGGGCGGGGGGGCGCAGUGUGGAGGAGGCGGAGCAGGAGCUGCGCGAGCUGCAUGAGGAGUUCACCCGGCGGCUCAAUGCGGCUGAGAAAGGCGUGAGUGCCAUGCUGCUGAGACGGCCAAUGGCUGAGAAGGGGUGUGCCCCUCUCUCUGUGCGCCCGUUAUUCACCAUCCGGGAAACCAGCUUCUCCGUUGCCUUCCCGUGCCCACUGCUGCCCACCUUUCUGCCUGGCUGUGCGUGUGGUGCUUGGUUGUGCGUGGUGUGCGUGUGGUGUGCGGGUGGUGUGCGUGUGGUGUGUGUUUGGUGUGCGUGUGGUGUGCGUGUGGUGUGCGUGUGGUGUGCUUGUGGUGUGCGUGUGGUGUGCGUGUGGUGUGGUGUGCAUGCGUUCAGGGAGGAGUGUUUUGGGUUGAGGCGGUUGGUGGAGGAGCAGAGGCAAGCAGCAGCGAGGAUGGAGGGGGAGAUGGGGGACAAGGACGCACAGCUGCAGCAGGUGGGAGCACCGCCCUCCCAACACGGCAUCACUCACAGCUGCUUGCCUUUUCACUGCUCGUCUUGCCCCGGCAUAACUCAUAAUCCCUCUGCAUCACUCGUCAGCGAGCGGGAGAGUGAGGCGCUGCGGCAGGCGGUGGGGGAGAGAGAGGCGGUGGUGGCGAGGCAGCGGCAGGAGCUGGCGCGCGUGGAGGCGGACAGAGACAGGCUGCUCGCCACAAAGCAGGCGCUGGAGGCGGCAGCCCAGAGCGCAGACGCCACCAGGUCGUCGCUACUGGAGGAGGCAAACGAGGCACUGGCAGCCACCAAGCAGGCGCUGCAGCACCACAAGGACCAGCUGCUCCGGGUGGUGGCGGAGGGAGCGCAGGAGAGGGCAGCAGCGGUGGAGGCGGUGAGGGAGGAGAUGCGGCAGCAGCGGGCAGCGCUCGAGGCACAGGCGGCGGACAAAGAGAGCCACCUCACAGCUGCUCUCUCUGCCCUCGCCCAGAGGGCAACGGAGGCAGAGAGGGAGGCAGUGCAGAGAGAAGAGAAGCUGAUGCAAGAGAUAGCGGCUCUCAAGAAUCGGUGCCAGCUGGCAGAGACAGCUCAUGGUGACGUCAGCACACACAUCACAGCAGCAACUCAACCUCUUUUGAGGCAGAUGGAGGGCAUGGCGGCGCAGGUGAGGCGGAUGGAGCACGAGGAGGAGCAGAGGGAGCGCGUGCACCAGGAGCAGCAGCAGCAGUGGGAGCAGCGGUGGCGCCACGCAGAGGAGGGGCGCAGGAGGGCGGAGGAGAGGGCGGGGCAGGCGGAGCGGGGGGCAGCUGAUGCAGCGAGGGCACGGGAGGAGGCAGAGAGGGAGGCGCAGGCUGCAGUGAAGCGACUGCAGGAGUUGCAGCAGCAGCAAGAGCAACUGCGGGAGGCGGCGCAGGCGGCGGGGGAGAGGGAGGGCAUUGCGGAGCAUGCGAGGGCGGAGGCAGCAGCAGCGCUGCAGGCAGCACGUGAGGCGAGAGACGAGGCUCUCAGACGCAUUCGGGAGAUGGAGCGGGCGGGCAGGGGGCGAGGAGCAGAGGGCGAUGACAGGGUUGGGGGAGGGGGAGGAGAGGGCAAGGGCAGUGGCGGGAGCAAGGUGCAGCAGCAGCAGCAAGAAGGGGCUGAGAUGCUGCGCACCUCUGCUGGCCUUGCUUCAUCACAAGUUGCGCCCCCUUCUCCCCCCGUGCCUGGUGCGCCCCCCUCUCCCCCCGUGCCUGGCGGAAGAGGGGGGAGUGCAUGGGGUGGUGGGGGGGGGGCGAGUGUGGUGGAAGUGGGAGGGGCGAAGGGGGGGGAGGGGCUGGGAGGCAGUGCGGUGAGGUUGAGUGACCUCGAUGUGGGGGGGUGGGGCAUGGCAGCAGGUGGUGUGGGCAUGGAGCGAAUGCGGGCUAAACUCAGGUGGGCAAGCUGUCUGCUCAGCUCCCUCCCUUCCCUCUCCCACUUCGCCCCCGCCCCUCACGCCCUCUCUGCCUCCUGCCUUGUCUCGCAGCAGGAGGGGGAGGUGCGGCAGCUGCAGCGGGAGGUGCAGGAGGCGCGAGCAGCCAGAGACGCCACGGCGGACGAGCUGCUGAGAGUGUCACAGCGCCUGCUUGCGCUCGAGAAGGAGCGAGUGGCGGUGCCGGCACUGGAAGCAGAGCUGCAGCAGUUGAGGGCGCGGCACGAGGUGGCGCUGGUGAUGGUGGGCGAGCGCAACGAGCGUGUGGAGGAGCUGGAGGCGGACCUCACUGACGUGCGCUCUCUCUACAAGGAGCAGGUCGCUCUUCUCGCAGGGCAGGUGGACCCAGCCAAGUGGCCGCAGGGCUACCGCAUCUGCCUCUUCUGCCCGCACUGCGCCAAGACCCAGCGCUCCCACCCCAAGUAG
Molecule: messenger RNA, 2739 nt
Organism: Closterium sp. Naga37s-1
Lineage: Eukaryota; Viridiplantae; Streptophyta; Zygnematophyceae; Desmidiales; Closteriaceae
Source: the annotation of a GenBank genome assembly